Molecule: messenger RNA, 1647 nt
Organism: Rhizoctonia solani
Lineage: Eukaryota; Fungi; Basidiomycota; Agaricomycetes; Cantharellales; Ceratobasidiaceae
Product: UBX (ubiquitin regulatory X) domain protein
Exons: 5
Coding region: 1-1647 (548 amino acids)
Cellular component (GO): endoplasmic reticulum
Molecular function (GO): ubiquitin binding
Source: RefSeq, a predicted model, not a curated record
AUGGAAACGGACAUUGUCGGCAGCUUGAACGAAGAUCAACAGCGCGCUCUUGUACAAGUCCAAGAGGUUACUGGUGCCGCCAACCCACAACGCGAGAUUGCAGAGUUAAGGAAGGCGAAUUGGGAUGUACAGACGGCUCUACAGGCGAUAUUUGACGAGAGUGCUACAGUACCUAUGCCUGGUGGCAGCCAUGGAAGUAAUUCACGGAUCGAGCAGAUGGAAUUGGAUGAUUCCCUUCAACGAGGGUCCACCAGACGUGCCCCUGCGUCCGCCUACGCCUCCACUCCUCAGCCAGGCCUUAACCUAUUCCGUGCGCUCGCCUAUCCAUUCUCUCUCACCUUGUCGCUCUUCACCUUUGUGCUGCGCAUUGUCGGCUUCCCACUUCGAGUUAUCGGUGUCCCCCUCCCACGCCUUCCCCAUAUCUCAUUGAUUGGCGCGUUAGCAUUCUUCAAUCGGGCACGACGGCCUGGUGGUGACAUAGACGACCCAAGGGCGGCUGCGUUACGUUGGGUCCGACAGCUGGAAGAAGAAACGGGCGCAGUCUCUAUUGGCAGAGUUAGGGAACUAGAAAAAGGGGCAGAGAUCGAAGGAGAAACCAAGGGCAAAGAAACUCUCAGCUCCGGAAUUCUUCCAAAUUUCUUUAUUGGGAGUUACGAAGAAGCUUUGAGGGCCGCGCAACGGGAAUUAAGGAUAUUGUGUGUGAUCAUCGUAAGUGAGGAACACGACGAUGUAGCACCAUUUAAACGCAAUGUUCUUGCAAACGAAGAAGUUGUCAAUGCUCUCACUGAACACAACUUUAUCGUUUGGGGUGGCGAUAUCCGGGACCAAGAAGCGUAUCAAGCAUCGCUCAAGCUGGCAGCCACAACCUAUCCAUUUGUAGCCUUUGUAUCCUUACUUCCUCCUCCCUCAACGCGUUCUUCGUCUACGUCUACUGCAAGCCAACUAUCGGUUGUUUCUCGGCUCAACCCACUUUCCCCAGCUGCCUUCGUGACUCACAUCUCUCACACUGUAAUCCCUCGAGCCCAACCGUUCCUUCAACGCCUGCGAGCCGCUGAGCAACAGCGCGUACACGAGCGACAACUUCGUGAAGAGCAAGAUCGAGCCUUUGAAGAAUCUAUGCGUCGUGAUGGAGAAAGAAUUCGCGCAGCACGAGAACGCGAGCGGGAGGCUGAGGAACGGGCGGCCCAAGAGGCCGAACGUGAACGAUUGAAACAAGAAGACGAGAAGAGACGUGAGCAUCAUCGCAGGGAUCGUGAAAUGUGGAGACGAUGGGCGAGAAAGAACUUAGUCCCCGACGAACCCGCUCAAGGUGUGCGUGUGACAGUUCGAAUUCCCUCUGGCCAAAGGCGUAUGCGUGUAUUCCCAGCCUCAGCGCCGGUAAAAGCUAUCUAUGCUUUUGUCGAAACGCUGAGUAUACCACCUGACCAGAGUCCUGCUGACGAUCCUGUGUCACCUCCCGAAGGAUACGAGCAUGAAUGGGGCUUUGAGCUUGCGACUACUUUCCCAAGAGUUCUUGUGCCAUGCGAAGAAGAGACGGCUGUGGGUGAUGUAGAGGUUCUGCGUGGUGGUGUAGUAUUGGUGGUUGAGAAAAGCACUGACGAGGAUGGAGAAAAUGAUGAGGAUGAGGAUGAGGAUGAUGACGAAUAA